Molecule: messenger RNA, 1434 nt
Organism: Scheffersomyces stipitis CBS 6054
Lineage: Eukaryota; Fungi; Ascomycota; Pichiomycetes; Serinales; Debaryomycetaceae
Gene: NPT1
Product: nicotinate phosphoribosyltransferase
Exons: 1
Coding region: 6-1283 (425 amino acids)
Biological process (GO): NAD+ biosynthetic process
Molecular function (GO): nicotinate phosphoribosyltransferase activity
Source: RefSeq, a predicted model, not a curated record
CUACCAUGACAUUGAAAGAGCCCGCUGCCAUCACAUCCCUCUUGGAUACAGACUUAUACAAGUUGUACAUGCAUGCUGCGGUCAACAAGCAUUUCAAGAAUACGCCAGUAACAUACAAAUACACCAACCGUACGCCUUCGAUGGUUUUCAAUGAGGCUUCUAUCGCCUGGUUGAAGAAGCAAGUCAGCUUGUUGGCGGAGUUGCGAUUCACGGGAGAAGAGAUUGGAUACUUGAAAAAGACAUUACCACAAUUGCCGGAGGAGUACUUCGCAUACUUGAAGACGUUCAAGUUAGACCCAGCUACGCAGGUUAAGUAUUACAACGAUGGAAAGGACGAACUUGCCGAUUUCCAGCUUGAAAUCGCAGGUAACUGGGAUGAAACAAUCCUUUACGAGAUUCCAGUUUUGGCAUUGCUUUCAGAAGCCUACUUUAAGUUUGUUGACACCAACUGGACCUACGAUGGCCAGGACGAAUUGGCCAAGCUCAAGUGUUCUCGAUUGUUUGCUCACAACUGUCUUUUCAGCGAGUUUGGAACUAGACGUAGAAGAUCGUUCAGAACUCAGGAUAUAGUCGUUAAGUCUUUAAAAGAAUACUCUUUAGCACACCCAGAGCAAAAGCAUCUUUUGUUGGGUACUUCUAAUGUGCUAUUGGCCAAGAACUACGACUUGGCUCCUAUUGGGACUGUAGCUCAUGAAUGGUUCAUGGGUACUGCUUCUGUCAGCCAGGACUAUACCAAUGCCAACAAGCUAGCCAUGGACUAUUGGAUCGAUACUUUUGGCCCAAAAAAUGCUGGACUUGCCCUCACAGACACGUUUGGAACGGAAUCAUAUCUUAAAGUCUUCAACAAGCCAUACUCUGAUUACUACACUGGAGUAAGACAAGACUCUGGAGACCCAGAAGUAUACGCAGAGAAGAUUGCUGCUCACUACAAGAAAUUGGGGUACGCCGAUUUCUCCAAGAUCAUCUGUUUUAGCGACUCAUUGAAUAUCGAGAAGUGCUUUAAAUACAAGCAAAAGUCGGACGAAUUGGGCUUAAUGGCUACUUUUGGUAUUGGAACAUUCUUCACAAACGAUUUCAAGUCUACAGUGGAACCAUACGCCAAGUCUGCUCCUCUCAAUAUUGUCAUUAAGUUAAAGAAUGCCGGUGGAUAUGACUCCAUCAAGAUCAGUGACAACUUGGGCAAGAAUAUGGGAAACCCAGAAAUCGUGUCGAGGGUGAAAAAGGAAUUGGGCUACGAAGAAAAACGUUGGGAUGAAGGAGACGAGUCCAAGAGAUGGACAUGAACAACAGAUUAAAGAGACGCUUGAACAGGUACAGUACAAAAAAGACUCAAAAUAACUUUUCGAUAAUUUUACGAGUGUGUAUGAUUGUUACAUAGAAUGACCUAAUGUCCAGUAUUACAAUGCUAACUAGCAUAAUUACAUAACAAUUGGU